Messenger RNA from Macrobrachium nipponense, 1287 nucleotides. Its product is annotated as triosephosphate isomerase-like. Bases 232 to 1038 code for a protein of 268 amino acids. Gene Ontology annotation, biological process: glycolytic process; glyceraldehyde-3-phosphate biosynthetic process; gluconeogenesis. Gene Ontology annotation, cellular component: cytosol. The transcript has 4 exons. Gene Ontology annotation, molecular function: triose-phosphate isomerase activity. The record is from RefSeq and is a predicted model, not a curated record. Lineage: Eukaryota; Metazoa; Arthropoda; Malacostraca; Decapoda; Palaemonidae.
CAGAGCACCAGACACCACAUUCACCGACGAAGCAAGAGACGGUCGAUGCCUGUUACAGAGAUUUAUCUUUCUUCUCAUUCAGAUUCCUCGUAGUACCCGGAUUGAGUGAGAUCUGGAAUUUUGGACUUUAUCGCACAACAUACACUCGCUUUUAACAGCCACGACUGCAUCUAGAGCUCGAAGAAAUCCAAGACACAAGUCCUGAACAAGAAUCUCCGAAACUUCGUUACCAUGUCGAACAGCAGAAAGUUUUUCGUCAUCGGAAACUGGAAAAUGAACGUGACCAAAGCCAAGAUUGACUCCAUUGUGAAGACUAUGUCCAAUGCAUCAAUGGAUCCUAACACAGAGGCUGUCGUCGGCUGCCCUUCCUGCUACCUGACUUAUGCCCGCCAGGAGCUGCCUUCCGAGAUCAGUGUGGCUGCCCAAAAUUGCUACAAGGUUUCCCGCGGAAACUUCAGCGGAGAAAUAUCUCCGGAGAUGAUUCAGGAGUGCGGGGGUGACUGGGUCAUCAUCGGGCACCCAGAAAGGAGGACCAUUUUUGGGGAAACCGACGACUUCAUCCAGGAGAAGAUGGCUCAUGCUCAGCAGACUGGCAUCAAAGUGAUCGCUUGUGUUUGCGAGACACAAGAGGAUCGUGAGCAGAACCUGACGGAGGAGGUGCUGCAGUCCCAGAUGGCGUCUUUGGCCUCUGCCAUCACCGACUGGUCUCGAGUAGUGUUGGCCUUCGAAGCCCUUUGGGCCAGUAACACGGGAGUGCUGGCCACGCCCGCUCAAGUUCAGGAGGUUCUGGCCAUGAUGAGGAGGUGGCUCAGGGAGAACGUCAGUGACAAAGUGGCCAACAGCACCCGAAUCCUGUACGCAGGGUCUGUGUCGUCCUCCAACUGCCAACACCUGGCCUUGUUGCCAGAUCUCGACGGGUUCCUGGUGGGCAGCGCUGCCCUCAAGUGCGAUAUCGUUGACAUCAUCAACUCCAGAAGAUCUCAUGUGUCCCAGAUCAUCGAUUCCUCUACCUCUCAGAUGUCCACUAUGACGCUUUGAAAUCUUAUCAACAUUUAUCUACCACAAGAUGCGCUCACCUCUCGUCAAGGCAGCUUUUGCAGAGGUUGGCCUUAUUCAUCUGCCCUGUUAUUAGUAAUUUCGUUAAGUGCAUAUUACUGCAAUUAGUAUAUGUCAUGUUAAAUGAUUAAUAUUUUUUGUCACAUUUCUAUUUUUAUAAGAUGUUUAUCCAACUUUCCGUGAAAGUUUGUAUCUGUCUACUUGUACUUUAAUAAACAUAAAAGUAUUUAA